UAAAACAAGUAUAUUAUAAAAGUGGAGAGUGUAUUUUGAUAUAGAAAGGAUGUGCAAGGAAGUGUAUUUUGAUCUGUUGGUUGGACAUGAAAUCAUAAAACAAUUAUGGAAAGUUUCUUAAGGAUCAGCUGGAUUGUGAGAGGCUGCACACUCCUUUACAUUUUAGUGGUGCUGGAAAUUAAAGAUGGUGAACAAACUGAAGUGCUUCUGGUAUAAUAGAAAAAGUGAGUCAGUUGAAUCACAAAUCUUAAUUCCUUCAUUCUAUAAAUAAGCUUUCGUUGGCAUCAAAAUGGUAAACCUUGAUUAAGUGAUUUCACUUUUGUGAGCCUUAACAACUGCUGCACACCAGACACACUUUCCUCUCUUCUCUUCUCCAGGUUUUAUAUCAUGUCCGACCCGGUUCAGACCACCUCAGACAGUCUGUGUAAACUGGUCCGCUGGGCUCACAGCCACGGGACCAUCUGCAACCUCAUCCCCAGCCUGACAACGGAACCCGGUCUCCAUGGUGGCAGUGUCCCUGUCGCCGUGUGGGGUUGUGCCGCUGGACACUCGUACCACUGGCCCCUCGGGGGCCACAGCAGCGAGAGGCUAUGUUCAGGCUCAACAAAUACCGGCCAAGGCCAGGAAAGGUUUGUCGGAGGGCGCCGGUCCAAUAAGGUGACAGCGAGGGCGUCGUGUGACCUCUGCUAUAGCGAAGCAGCAUCAGACGGGGAGGAGUUCAGCAGCCGGCUGUUUGACAUUGCUGGGUGUGAUUCGUCGGCCACAGACGAAGACAGCGCCUACGAGCCCCGCCCGUCCAGGAAAAGAGGCGGGGCACCAGGAAGAGCAGCAACCAGGAAGAAGGUCAAGCAAGAAGCCACCUCGGCCGAGGAUCAUGACACUGCUGCUAACACAGCUGGCACGGGGCUAGCUGUGACGGACUAUGUGCAACGGGCUUGUCGGGCACCAAACACACACUCUCAAAUGACACACACACUGUUGCCCAAAAAGCCCCUCCCACCCUGCUCUCAACCACUGCAUGGACAGGAUCUGAAGUGUGAGAGAUUAGAAGACCCAGAGAUGGAGCUGCUGGGAGGAGGCAGCUGCACGACAGGGACCACGGAGCAGGCCGAGAGACGCAGCUCCGCCACAGAGACCACAGAGAAGACUGCGGGAGAGCAGGGUCAGCUGGAGGAGCUGCACGUGUUACUUUGUGCAGAGCGCAGCCGUAACCAGCGGAUGACGGAGAUCAUCUCCGGUCUGAAGCAGGACAAAGAGCUGCUGCAGCAUGAACUCGCUAAGAAAGCAGAACUCAUCUGUGACUUCCUGCAAGACAAACUGCGGCCAGAGAAGAGGUGGCCUUGUUGCUCCAAUCCAAUGGAACCGGGAAGUUCCCACAUGCCCUCUUCUGACGAUGUGGCAGGGGCCGAUUCCCCGACACUGUUUGACUCAUUUGAAGAAGUGGAGCUUUACCCUCUGGACCGCCACCGGACCCUGAAGAGCAAGAGGAGCCGGGAUGGAGAAAACCCCCGCGUCAGGAUGAAAAACGUGGUGGGCGUAAUAGCGCGCUAUAUGGCGGCCCUCCAGGAGUUUCGCUGCAGUGUUUCCAUGAAGGUGGCCUUCGACCGGGUUGGCGUGGACCGCAACACGAUUUCCCGUACAGCGGCCAUAGCUGAGCUCAGUCUUGCCGCCCCCGUGGUGUUCCAUGCCAUGGCACCGUGGGACGAGAAGGAGGAGACGCUGGCACAUUAUGCCCACCGCUGCCGACAGGCCAUGGACGACAACAUUAAGGCCAAGAUCAAAACGAUGAAGGCAAAAGGCGAUCUACUGCCCAUAGUGUCCAAGUGAGGAACCUUGAAUCAGAAGACUACAAUGCAUACUUCUUGUAGGCCUACGUAGGAAAAGGAAGCUUUCAUUUCACUGCACUAUCUGAGUCUGUGGUCCUCCACUUUUUCCAGGAUUUAUAUCGCAAGGUUGUUGUAAUUUUCACUAUUUUGUGUACUUCUAAUCAUUGUGUGGCUGCAUUACAUUCUGGCUACAUUUCUGCUUCUGUGGGUACGGUUGAAAGAAUGAGCUCUUGUUCUUAGAUUCUCUGGGACAGUCACCUACAACUGCAGUCAUUGCAGCUCAGAAUGCUUUAUUACCAAGUUUCAACAUUUGAGAAAAAUGAAAAAAAAUAACUACAGACCAUCUUGCGAUGGGAUCACACCAGCCGCAACACCAAAUUGCACCAGGGGCGCAAAGUGUGGGGGUGGUAAUGGCCCCUUCCCCACUUCCUACCCCCCUACUUCCGGGGCCCCUUGGUGAUGGACCGCACCCAUCAUCAAACUUGGCGUUUACUUUGAUCUCAGCUACACACCUCCGCUACAAUCGGUGUCUCCAGGACCCCGUUUUGCCAUGAUGACACUCAGAUAGACUCAGAAGGUGAAAACGAUACCAGCUAGUAGAAACUGGUUUAUUCUGUGGUCAGUCCAACCACUUUAUAUUAAAAAGGCUCGACUUCUGAUGUUCGAUCAAUAAGGAGACUUUUAAGUAUUCAAGGUUCAGUGACUUAAUGUUUUUGAUGCAUGUUUCUUGUUUUGUGGUCUGCCUAACAGUUUUAGAAUAAAUCCACUAAAAACAGUGAGCAUUAUGAAGUUAAGCAAGUCUUCUUUUGUUUUAGUAACAAUACAAAACAAACCUUUGUCCAUGGGCACGGUGUGGCAUAAAAAGAAAUCCAAUUUCAGGCACUCAAGUGAAUGGUUGAAAAUGUAACGCCUUUAAUAAAUAUGGGUUAAAGACCCCAACAUGUAUCAACACAUGGUGCCUUCCUCAGGUAACACCAAGUACCCAUGGAUGAAGGAAUCUUUUCUUCUCUUUGAACAUGGAUCACUUUAAAACAUGGACGUGAACACAAAGUUUAGAAGUGAGGGGAAAACAAAAAAAAUCAGGAUUACGUUUAAAUCCUAUAAUGUGAACACAGCCAUGCAUAUGCUUCUAACCCCUCUUUUUAAACUUGCAAAAAUAAAAACUGAAAUUCACUAUAUAUAUGUAUAUAUAUAUACACACACAAUUGAAUGUAACAAUUUUAUUAUCAAAUAUUGACACAAACCCAUUUAUGUAAAAACCCUGACCGAAUGUGCAUUUUAUGGAUCAGUGCGGUGAAAGGCAACAGAGCAGGAUAGCAUUUACAGUAUUUCUGUGUUUUUUGUUUUUAUCUGCUGCUCAAUUUCACAGGAUGUCUGGAACCUUCUUCCGACUUUUUUUUUUUUUCCCCGGAAGCUUUCCCGAAUUCAGCAGCCAGCUUUGUUGGUCUGGAAAAUGUAAAAAUGACAGAUUCACACUCCCCUGAGAUCGUUUAUGACACGUCAAAACAACCGUCCGUUAAUCCAAAGACUUAAAAGAGGGAAAGUGGGAGACACGUGGGUCUGGUGCGCACGUGUGUUGUUUGAAUGCUUUGUGUCACACCGGGUGGCAGCAGCAGGAGGACAACGGGUGAACAGGUCAAGACUCCGGCUCCAGGCGUGGAAUGACGGGGAGUAUGAGGUUCCCGAACGAGGAGUCCUGAGUGAUGAAGAAGCCUGAUGAGUGUGUGUGUGCAUGCUGCAAGAGAAGACACAGUUAGGCAAAGGCUUGUGUUAACACUGACCAAAUUCACAAUUUAAAAUGCUAUUAACUAAACAAUAUUUCCGCAAUAGAAGUGCUGGUAGCUUGAUUAUUUUGUUACCUUUGGACAGAGCUAGGCUAGAUGUUUUCCCAUUUCUAGUCGUUAUGCUAAGCUAAGCUAACCACCCCGUAGUGUCUGUGUUUGGCUAAAUGAUUUCUGAGACUUUUACGCCACAUUAAAGGAUAUCACAGUGUUUGAGGUUUGAUGCACCAACAACCAUGCAGUGACUAUCAAGCCUCUUUAUACUUCUGUGAGAUGUUUCAUGUUGCCUUGAACACCCCCCCUCUCUCUCGAAUAAUGAUUUUCAGACCUCUAUUCAAUUCAAGUCAGAAACUGCAGAAUUAACUCUCAAAAUCAGUCUUAAAACACAGGAAGUCACCGACACUGAAUGAAAACCUAACUGGAUAUUUACUCAACAACUAUAUGUACGACUAUUAUUCAUAUUUAUUUAUUGUGCUACUUGUUGCUGUAUGUAAAACUUGUGUAAAAUGACAUGAAUAUGUUCGACUGUCGCACCUGCAGGGCAGCUUUCUGCUGGGCAGCGAUGUGUUGCUGUUCUGCGUUGUCUCUGAACUCCUUCAGACUCGGUCUGGACAUCGAGAUGCUACAGGAUGAGAUGGAGAGGAGAACAUUUUUAAAUCAAUUUGAAUAUUGAUGUAUAUAUGGAUAUGGAUACACCAUAACAAUGUUUCUCCGAGGUUGUGACUGAGACUCCUGUUACCCUCCACGGCUGGAUACUAUCCCUACCUCGCUCCAGGAGCAUUUAAAAGUCGCCUCCUCUCCUUCUCCAGCUCGGCCAGGAUCGCCAUCCGUGCCUUGUUUGGUAAAGCUAGAUGGAGACAAAAGAAAGAGACAAAGACAGUAAGGGAAGAGACAGGGAUGGAACAAUAUGCAUCAGCUAACAUUACUUUAUGCAUCUAAAGACAGGCAACAUUUUGAGUAACACAAAUAAAUAAAUAUAUUAUAUAUAUUUUAAACAUAUAUACUUUUUUCAGCUUUUAUGUUGAAGGGAAAUUAAUGUAUAUAAGCUGAAAGACAAUUAAAGCUAGCUAUAUU
Messenger RNA from Anarrhichthys ocellatus (wolf-eel), 4681 nucleotides. Its product is annotated as KIAA1958 ortholog. Lineage: Eukaryota; Metazoa; Chordata; Actinopteri; Perciformes; Anarhichadidae. The transcript is spliced from 5 exons. Gene Ontology annotation, cellular component: nucleoplasm. The record is from RefSeq and is a predicted model, not a curated record. Bases 388 to 1827 code for a protein of 479 amino acids.